Perca flavescens (yellow perch) is the source of this 4604-nucleotide messenger RNA. RefSeq names its product leucine-rich repeats and calponin homology (CH) domain containing 4 (gene lrch4). Bases 228 to 2348 code for a protein of 706 amino acids. Gene Ontology annotation, cellular component: cytoplasm. The transcript is spliced from 18 exons. Lineage: Eukaryota; Metazoa; Chordata; Actinopteri; Perciformes; Percidae. The record is from RefSeq and is a predicted model, not a curated record. Gene Ontology annotation, molecular function: protein binding.
GAUUGACAGCUUGUACCGCUCUCUUUUACUAGUGGAAACGAUAGCACCCGUUGUGUGAGAGACGCAAUCACAACUCACCAACUGAUUUUUCUCGGAUUUAAUUUUGUACUUUUUGAAAAAAGUUUGGAAAAAACGCACUCAGUUUGGAGUUAAUAAGAAUCUACGUGGUAUGAAAGUGGAGCGGACGAUUCAAACUAAGUAAAAGAGGAGGUAACCGUGUCCGUUUGAUGGCUGCUGGGGAUGGAGCCCAGCUGCCUGCCACAGUAGCGGCCAGCCGGAGCGUGGAGAAGGCGCUCGAGGAGGCUGCCGCGAGCGGGGCUCUUAACUUGGCCAACCGAAAGCUGAAGGAGUUUCCCCGGAGCGCCAGGAACUACGACUUGUCCGACAUUACACAUGCAGAUCUGUCUAAGAACCGCCUGUGUGAGCUGCCGGAGGACCUUUGUCAAUUCAUCUCUCUGGAGACGCUAAGCCUUUACCACAAUGGGAUGCGUUCACUGUCCCCCAGCCUGGGCAACCUCCAGGCCCUCACCUACCUCAACCUCAGUCGUAAUCUUCUGUCCAGUUUACCCCCGUCAGUGUUUGAGCUUCCCCUCCUGCGAGUGCUCAUAGUCAGCAACAACAAGCUGUGUUCCCUGCCUGCCUCCAUACACUCCCUCGCACACCUCCGACAGCUGGAUGUCAGCUGUAAUGAGCUGCAGAGUUUGCCUGCAGAGCUCGGCCAGCUUGAGUGUCUGAGGGACUUAAACCUGCGGAGGAACCAGCUCACCACUCUGCCUCAAGAAAUAUCAGAGCUCCCCCUUGUCCGGCUCGAUGUGUCCUGCAACCGUGUUUCCCACGUGCCCUUGUGCUACCGCCACCUCCGGCAUCUCCAGAGCAUCCUGCUUGACAACAACCCGCUGCAAAUGCCUCCCGCCCAGAUCUGCUCCAAGGGCAAAUACCACAUCUUCAAGUACCUGAACAUGGAGGCCUGCAAGAGGAGCCAGGAGGAGCUGGAGAGACGCCUGCGGCCCACAGGCUUCAACAGCUGUCUGUCAGACCAGGAGCUGUUCACAGGUCAGUUUGGAGGGUUGGACUCUGGCUUCAACAGUGUGGACAGUGGCAGCAAGCGGUGGUCUGGGAAUGAGUCAGCAGAUGACUAUUCUGAGCGUUCUCUUCGCCUGGCUGAGGGCAGCAGAGAGCAGAGGAACCUGGAGGAGGAGGAUGAAUCUCCUCUGAAUGCUAACAAAGCGAAUGGCCAGGCUGAGCAUGUGGACCUGAUGGACCGCAGUGUGACAGAGGAAGAGGAGGACGAGAUGAGGAUGGACCGGCCCACAGCUGGUGUCCCAGCACCUCCUCUGGAGCAGAAGGAGAGUUGUUCACCAGCCCAAACCCAGGACUCCGCAGCUUGCAGGUCCAGCCUCCAUGUGGAGGUGGGACCCCCAUCAUCGUCCCCCUCCAGCCCCACCCUGGAGGAGCGGCGGCGGCCAGGCACGCUGUUCAUCUGGCAGGAGAGAGAGCGGCUGCAGCAGCAGCAAAGAGACAAGGCCAGUUUGCUGAAGUCCUCCGCCAAAGCAGGAAGUCAUGUGGCCACUACACCACAGACAGAAAGUAGUUCAGCUGGAACUUCUCCAGAGAACAGCAGCUCCCAGCCUGCCUUGCGGCAGCGAUGUGCUAGUGCUGAACAGAUGAGCGCAGUGUUUCCUUCAACUCUGGUGCAACGCUCCAGCAGCAGGACAGAUGAUCCGUCCUCCCCAAAGACAUCCCCUCCCCCUGGUCAGGCCCAGAGACCCAACAGUUUCCUGUUCCGCACCUCGUCCCGCAGCAACGUCAAAUCCACAGGGUCGGUCUUUACUCUCGGGGAGUCGGGCAGAAGUGAGUCUCGCACCAUGCUGCGUUCUACUAAAGACGAGAGAGCAGACGUCACCCAGCUACGCAAGACUCUGGAGUCUCGGCUGAAGAUCUCUCUGCCGGAGGAUCUGGCCGAUGCCUUAUCCAAUGGCACAGUCCUCUGCCAGCUGGCCAAUCAGAUCCGACAACGCUCUGUGUCAAUCAUCCACAUUCCCUCCCCAGCAGUGCCAAAGCUGAGCCCGGCAAAGUGUCGACUCAACGUGGAAAACUUCAUCGCUGCUUGUCGUAAGCUGGGAGUCCCUGAGACGGACGUGUGUGUGUGCUCUGAUGUGCUUCUGUGUAAGCUGCCCGCUGUGCUGCGCUGUGUGAUGGCACUGCUGGCUGCUGGGGGGGGGGAGACGGCCGAGGACCCGUCCCCCCGCCACUCCUCGUCAUCCUCGUUGCUGUCCACAGACUUCCUGCUCUUCUACUGCGCAGCCAUGGCCCUGCUCUACACCCUCUACUGCUGCCUGCUCACCUAGAGGAGACACACACACACACACACACACACACACAGAUGACCGGGGAAAUGCCUUCACUCUGUAACAGCCAGCAUGUUUGGAGGAGAUGGGAGUUUUCUGUUUAAGUGUCUGAGGCAGAGCUGCUCCGUCUCAUUGGUUGAGACAUGAAUGGGCGGCGCAAAGGAACCACAGCCUCAGCUGAAUCCCAAUGCCAUACUAUACAUUUCUUUCCUACCUUCUUUACAACAAUGAACACUGUGGACACAGAGCUGCAACAACAGGUUCAUGCACCGCACACUUGUGUGUAGGUGGAGCAUUCAGACUGUGGCCCCCAGGGAACAGAUGAGGGCCCAAUCAUUGCUGACCAACAGCUGAAUACCUCACGGAGAAUGUCUAAUUUGGUCCAUUGUAAAAAGGACUAAACAUGGUGGCACUUGAGGGGGGUAUGGUAUUGUUAGUAUGGACCUUUUUCACAGCAGACAUUUUGACUUGUCAUGGUAGGAAAAGCACAGCUGAAAUUGAUAACCUUAAUGAUGGGCUCAAUUCCAUUAAGUGUUCCAGUAAGCUGAGUCAGCAUGCACAAUACCAGGGCCUCUCCUAAGUGGAAUGCAGCCAUCAUUAAUGGUUUUGAAUACACCUGUGCUUUUCCUAUGACAUGUCAACAUGUCUGCCGUGAAAAAGGGCUAUUGAGACCAGAACAGAAAAAGUAAUGUGGUAACAUUCAGAUACUCUGCACUAUUCACAUUGUUACAUUAGCCUGCAUAGUUCAACCUAAAGCUGUGUCACUUGAUGCACUUGCGCAACAUGUGACAUGUUAUGAAGUCAUAUGAAGCAGACACAGAGCGGUGUUCUCUGUGGCUGAGCCCUUUCAUACACUCAGGGGUUCCAGCCAUUGAUCAGUAUUGUUACUGUGUAUUAUUCAUAUAGCAAUGCAUGUACUGUACAUUGGGAAAAUCCCAAAUACUUGCCGUAUCUAAAAUGCCAACAUGCAUACUGCACGCAGCUUAAGGGUUUCACUUUCAAAGCUCUGGCCAUUAGUGUGACCUGUAAUGAUAACAGUCACUUAAUCACACAGUUUGGUCAAAUGUAUGUGAAAGAGAAAAGGCGGCAGAGACCUAAAUCAUAACCCCAAAUCCUUCAUAGUCACUAGCUUCCUAACAUAAGAACAUAGUGUAUACUUUUCAGUGUAUAGUAUGGAAUUGGGAAACGUUGAGAAAUGUCAGGAGUUUACCUGAAUGCUGAUGUUACAGGUUCUAUCUAGAUAUCCUUAGAAAACUCUAAAUGGAUUGAUUGAUGAUUGAUUGAUUGAUUUCUCUGCAUCACUCAGCCAGAAAGACUGUUUCUUCAGCUCAGCUCUUCCUCUGAGAAGUAUUGAAGUCAUACCGCUGAGAGAGAAGCUGUUGAAGUAAGCUGAGACUGAACUGUGAAUGUGAUCUUUUAGCCUUGAGACAGAUGCACGUUAGUUUGUGGAUCCUGGAUGUUACAGAACCCAAUGAUGAUACAGUGCCUCUUACUGAACACUGACUGACCUUUUGUCUGCUGUGCCCCCCCCCAUCAUGUCCAAACGGUACAAACCCCUGCAGGAGGGGUGUGUGGAAAGUUUUUUUUUUUUUUUCGUCACUGCUCUGUUGGAACAUGUUUGUAUAAAUGUAAACAGGCUAUUAAAUUAUUGCUUUUUUUUAUUAAUUCUGUUCUGUUUUGGUUAUUUUUGUUUCUGAGGUGAAACGGCAGAGGCGUCACUAAUUUGGGCUUGUUGCUCACUAAACACACAUUGGAAUGGAAUUGGAAGCUAAUAGUGAGAUUUUUGGGAUUCAAACUGCAAAGAACUACAAAUUCAGAAUUAAGUUACUCUUACCAAAGCCUCAAACACUUUUGAAGCUGCAUCAUAGUUUUAUAACUUGAUUAACUUAUUUAAAAGGUGGACGGCACACUGGGUAUUUCUGUCCAGUCCACGUCUGCUGUUGUCUCCAGGUCACAAUGUCCACUGUAAAGCCGUUCCCUCCCCCCCCCCCUCCCUCCGUCCCAGGUCUCACAUUUCUUAUCAGCCUGCUGUUAAUAUGAAAUGUUAUACCCUUUCAGUUGAAGAUGUAGAUUUUAUAAAUGAAACUGGAUAAACAACAUUUCAUUCACAUAAUUUAAUAUGUUAGCGCCACGCAAAUACAGUUGUAUUUUAUAUUUAUACCCUUGUAUUAUUGAGAAUAAUUUUUGAGUUUAUAUAAAUAUAUAUGUAAAGUUUUUCUCCCCGCUGUAAAGAAAUUAUUAAAAAAUGAACUAUGA